Messenger RNA from Chrysochloris asiatica (Cape golden mole), 978 nucleotides. Its product is annotated as olfactory receptor 6Y1-like. Gene Ontology annotation, cellular component: membrane. The transcript has a single exon. The record is from RefSeq and is a predicted model, not a curated record. Bases 1 to 978 code for a protein of 325 amino acids. Gene Ontology annotation, molecular function: G protein-coupled receptor activity; olfactory receptor activity. Gene Ontology annotation, biological process: G protein-coupled receptor signaling pathway. NCBI's taxonomy places the organism in Eukaryota, Metazoa, Chordata, Mammalia, Afrosoricida, Chrysochloridae.
AUGAUCACCAAGAUUUUGAAUGUGGAUAAUCUUACUGCAACAACACAUUUCAUUCUUCUGGGAUUUCCCACACGGCCUGCUUUCCAGCUGCUCCUCUUUUCUGUUUUCCUUGCAACCUACCUGCUGACGUUGCUAGAGAACUUCCUCAUUAUUCUAGCCAUCCGCAGUGAUGGACAGCUGCACAAGCCCAUGUACUUCUUCCUGAGCCACCUUUCUUUCCUGGAGAUGUGGUAUGUCACAGUCAUAAGCCCAAAGAUGCUGGUGGACUUCCUUAGUUAUGACAAGAGCAUUUCUUUCAAUGGCUGCAUGACUCAGCUUUAUUUCUUUGUGACCUUUGUCUGCACUGAGUACAUCCUUCUUGCUGUCAUGGCUUUUGACCGCUAUGUGGCCAUUUGUAAUCCUCUACGAUACCCAGUCAUCAUGACCAACCAGCUUUGUGGUACACUAGCUGGAGGAUGCUGGUUGUGUGGACUCAUGACCGCCAUGAUUAAGAUGGUUUUCAUAGCCCGACUCAACUACUGUGGCACACCCCAUAUUAACCACUAUUUUUGUGAUAUCUCUCCACUCCUCAAUGUUUCAUGUGAAGACUCUUCACAGGCUGAGUUGGUGGACUUCUUCUUGGCCCUCAUGGUCAUUGCUGUUCCCCUCUGUGUAGUAGUGGCAUCCUAUGCCACCAUCCUCACCACCAUCCUUAGAAUCCCUUCUACUCAGGGCCGCCAAAAGGCAUUCUCCACUUGUGCUUCUCACCUGACAGUUGUAACUCUCUUCUAUUCUACUACCCUUUUCACCUAUGCCCGCCCCAAGCUCAUGUAUGCCUACAAUUCCAACAAAGUAGUAUCUCUGCUCUACACUGUCAUUGUUCCCCUCCUCAACCCCGUCAUCUACUGUUUGAGAAACCGUGAGGUAAAGACAGCUCUCAAAAAGACCAUACUUUGCAAAGGAAGUGGGCCUAGGGAUGAUAUGGCUUUGAGUAGUUAA